AUGGAAAGGAUCUUAUAUCACUAUCUAAUAUUUCUCUUGCUCAGUCAAAUCCUAUGUUCAGGUUCAAGUAGGACAGAAAAUGAAGAAACAAGACAUGUCAAUGUACAAAGACAUGAAGUAAGACAACAAUCUACUGUCCAAAAGGAUAUUACCACUCCAAUUACUACCAUACCAACAAUUUCAACACCUCCAUUUCUCAAUCCAAAUUCAAAUCCAGAUACAUUUUCACCAACUUCCACAUUUCCUUUUACAACUCCUAACACAAUGAAUUCUUAUCCAAUCUAUUCUGGUUCAAGUUGGUGUGUUGCAAGCCCAAGUGCUUCAUUGAUUGCUUUACAAGUUGCAUUGGAUUAUGCUUGUGGAUAUGGUGGCACUGAUUGUUCGGCAAUUCAACCAGGUGGAAGCUGUUACAAUCCGAGUUCUAUUCAUGAUCAUGCUUCUUAUGCAUUCAAUAAGUAUUAUCAUAAGAAUCCUUUGCCAAAUAGCUGCAAUUUUGGUGGAACUGCUCUCAUUACUAGCACUAAUCCAAGUACGGUAGCAUGUCAAUAUCCUCCCACAAGUACAAGUUCAUCAAUUUUGAACACGACAAACUCAAGUGGUGCCAAUGUCUUUGGUUCUGUCCCAGUGCCCACCAACCCCUCUCCCUCUGCAGCCCCUCACACAUUUAAUAGCUUUGCAGAUUUUUGUAUCAUUAUAUGGAUAAUUUCAUUUCUGGAAAACAUAUUUUCCAAAUUCAUCAAUUUUGAAAAAUACAUGGAUGAAACAAGAGCUUCAUCUUGA
Messenger RNA from Vicia faba (fava bean), 780 nucleotides. The record is from the annotation of a GenBank genome assembly. Lineage: Eukaryota; Viridiplantae; Streptophyta; Magnoliopsida; Fabales; Fabaceae.